Molecule: messenger RNA, 959 nt
Organism: Oryctolagus cuniculus (rabbit)
Lineage: Eukaryota; Metazoa; Chordata; Mammalia; Lagomorpha; Leporidae
Source: RefSeq, a predicted model, not a curated record
CCGGCCCCCCCACCUCCCCCCUCCCCGCAACAAGCUGUGGCUCCUAGGGACCUUGGCCCGGCUCCCCUGGGGGCCCUGCUCAGGGCAGAUGCUGGCAGUGCCCCUGGUGGAGUGUCUUGCAGGGCCUGGGUGCAGAGACAGACCACUGGUAUCAGAGGCCCUGUUCCAAGUGAGGGACUUGGGGGCCUGUGGAGGGGGCCGGGCCAGGGCCACAGGCCACAGGAGCAAAGGACAGGCAGAAAUCCCACCCACUGUACCCCACCCCGCCCUGCUCAGGGCACCUUCUGCCCCUAACGGCUUGGAUGCCAGACCAGGCCCAAGUGCCCACAGGGCCAGGACCCUGGAAUGGCUUGUGGUACAGCCAGGGGGAGGGGCCCAGGCCUGGCCACACAGGUGCCACCUUCUGGCCAGGUACCUCCAGGGGGCCACGGUGGGCAUGGGGGAAUGGAUAGUCUGUCCUGGAAGGUUAGAGCUCCCAGGCAGAGGCCCGGGCCGGACCCAGGCCCGGGCAGGUCCUCAGAAGUGUCCCGCAAAGUAUCCAGAGCCUUCCAUCUGGACGGGCAUGAGGGAGGAGGAGGCCAGGCCAGGGCCCCCAUGGGAGAUGCCAGGGUGUGCAAAUGCCGAGGAGGGGGCCCAGUCGCCCCUUCUUUCGGGUGACAGCUACCCACAAGUCCAAGGGGCUUGGGGCUUCGUCCAGGGCUGAGGACCGCCCCCCACUCUGGGGGGGCAUUAACCCCUUGUGUGCUAGGAAGAUGACUCCCUCCACUCCGAGCCCGCAUCACCACCUCCUCCUCUAGACUUCUGGGGCAGGAAGUUGGCCAUGUUCCCAGCAGGGAGGCAGGAGGCCCUGGAGCAGGCUGGACUGUAUUGGGAGGGGGCGCCCUGCCCAGUCCUCAGGAUGCCCCGUGGGGAUGGGGCAGGGUCCCUGGGCUGAAGGCCUGGCUUGCAGGGGCUUGGGA